AUGAAAAUUAAAGACACAUAUGGGGAAGAUGGAAAUGCGAGCGAUAUGAACACUUUCAGUAUUUCAGACAAGCUUGGGUUUGCCUCUGCUGCUACCACAACCUUUCAGAUAAGUGAGCCUCAAAGCCAAAGAAAGCCAUCCACAUGCUGUGCUCGGACAGCCCUUGGCAUCUACCUGCUGCUGCUGACGGCUGGCCAGGGGCUGCUGGUGUACAAAGUGUUUAUGAUGCAGACAGAAAUAAUGAAACUUCAAGAACAAAAUGCCACCUAUACAGAAGAGAUUCUGGAAAGCUAUGCCAACAAAAUGAUUUUGGGGAAAAGCUCUUCUGAGAUACACAUGGAACAUGAAGAAAACUGGAGGAGAAGCUUAGAAGAGGAAAUCACCAUAAUUAAAAGCAGCAACACAAACCUGAUGAUGAUGAUGAACAACAUCACCCUGGUUGCAGGGCCUCCUGGAAGCAAAGGAGAUCCUGGUCCACCAGGUAUUUCAGGGCUACGGGGACCACCAGGGACAAAGGGAGACCAAGGAAUCCAAGGCUUACAUGGACCACAGGGUGCAAAGGGGAGCAAAGGAGAUCCUGGUCCUGCUGGAGCAAGUGGUGUACCAGGAGUGAGAGGAGAAAAGGGAGACAAGGGACUUUCAGGUCUUCAAGGACCAAAAGGUGACACAGGAGAGAAGGGAGACCCUGGGCCCCGUGGAGCCAUGGGUCCUCAGGGACAUCAAGGAGUUCCAGGACUACCAGGUUUCAAUGGUAGCACGGGGAUGCCUGGACCUCCAGGGCAGAAGGGAGAGGCAGGUGUACCUGGACAGCGUGGACCUGUGGGAAGUCCUGGACUUGAAGGGAGACCUGGUCAGAAAGGGGAGAAGGGGAACCAGGGGCCCAUAGGUAGCCCAGGAGUACCUGGCAUUGCUGGACCCAGAGGUGAAAAGGGAGAUCAAGGAACAUCAGGUGUUCCAGGGCUAAAGGGAGCAAAGGGAGAUCAAGGCCUGCCAGGAGCCCCAGGCCCAAGUGGUCAAAAAGGAAGCAAGGGUGAUAAUGGCACUCAGGGUCCAAAAGGAGAACCUGGACUAAAAGGAGCCAAGGGAGACAGAGGACUUCCUGGUUCCACAGGAGCAAAAGGGAGCAAAGGUGAAAAGGGAGAAGUCAGCUACAGUCAUCUUAUACGACUUAUGGGAGGGAACAAGAGGGGCCGUGUGGAAAUCCUUCACGAAGGGACCUGGGGGACAAUCUGUGACGAUGGCUGGACCAUCCAAGAGGCCAAAGUUGUGUGCCGAAUGCUGGGAUUCAGCCAGGCAGUCUCUGCCUUCACAGCCACGGCAGGCACUGGACAAAUUUGGCUUGAUGACCUGAACUGCAGUGGGAGUGAAAUAUCAAUUUUCGAGUGCAGAAAGCCUGGCUGGGGUGUCCACAACUGUGCCCACAGUGAGGAUGCUGGAGUGGAGUGUGUUUGA
Messenger RNA from Acanthisitta chloris (rifleman), 1452 nucleotides. RefSeq names its product macrophage receptor with collagenous structure (gene MARCO). The record is from RefSeq and is a predicted model, not a curated record. The transcript is spliced from 15 exons. NCBI's taxonomy places the organism in Eukaryota, Metazoa, Chordata, Aves, Passeriformes, Acanthisittidae. Gene Ontology annotation, cellular component: membrane. Bases 1 to 1452 code for a protein of 483 amino acids.